Opisthocomus hoazin is the source of this 1356-nucleotide messenger RNA. Lineage: Eukaryota; Metazoa; Chordata; Aves; Opisthocomiformes; Opisthocomidae. The record is from RefSeq and is a predicted model, not a curated record.
AGUGUGAUGUUCAGGAUCAGAAAUGCCUUAUGUGGAUCGUCAGAAUCGCAUCUGUGGUUUCCUAGAUAUUGAAGAAAAUGAGAAUAGUGGGAAAUUUCUGCGGCGGUACUUCAUUCUGGACACUCGAGAAGACAGUCUGGUGUGGUACAUGGAUAACCCACAGAAUCUUCCCUCUGGAUCUCCACCUGUUGGAGUCAUUAAACUUACCUACAUUUCAAAGGUUAGCGAUGCAACUAAGCUAAGGCCAAAGGCAGAAUUCUGUUUUGUUAUGAAUGCAGGGAUGAGAAAAUACUUUCUACAAGCCAAUGAUCAGCAGGACCUAGUUGAAUGGGUGAACGUUCUGAACAAAGCUACCAAAAUCACAGUACCAAAGCAGUCUGAUCCUCUCUGUCAAAUGGAUAAUGCAAACCGUCAAGCUGAAAGCCCAGGUGGAAAGAAGCAAGUGUCUUACAGGACAGAAAUUGUUGGCGGUGUUCCCAUCAUUACACCUACCCAGAAAGAAGAAUUCAGUGAGUGCAGUGAAGGGGGUGACAGGAGUUAUUUGAAACGGUCACAAAGUCACCUUCCUUAUUUUGCUGCUAAGCAUCCCCCAGACAAUGCUAUUAUCAAAGCUGGCUACUGUGUAAAACAAGGAGCAGUGAUGAGGAACUGGAAGAGAAGAUACUUUCAGUUAGAUGAAAACACAAUAGGAUAUUUCAAGUCUGAACUGGAAAAGGAACCUCUCAGGGUUAUACCACUUAAGGAGGUCCAUAAAGUUCAGGAGUGCAAACAAAGUGAUAUAAUGAUGAGAGACAAUCUCUUUGAAAUUGUAACAACUUCUCGAACCUUUUAUGUACAGGCGGACAGUCCAGAAGACAUGCACAGUUGGAUAAAAGCAAUUUCUGGCGCCAUCGUAGCACAGCGGGGACCUGGAAGAUCAGCAGCUUCCGAGCAUCCCGAGUCUUCUUCCGAACCCAACCAUGCUCUCUGUUCUGCCGUCCCAGCCCCAGCCACCUCACAUUCCACAGCCGCUCACGGCAGCCCUCUGGUCCCAAACCCUCACGCCAAAUACCCUGCCUUGGAGAAGCGAGGAUUUCACGAAUCUUUUACCAAGGCCAAGCCAGGGAGCUACAAGAUCCAGGUUGUCGCUCCAAGAGAAUCAGCUUCCAAAAUGACUGAAUGGGGCCUGUCGGGACCCCAAAGUAAAAAUGGCACUCAGGAACAGGAUCCUGGCCUGGUGGAUCUGGAUGAUGCAAGCCUUCCAGUUAGCGAUGUGUAGUGGUGGAAGUGUUUGGAGAAUGAUCCAUUUGUUCCGUCCUCUAAUUUCCUCGCUCGGACUUUUAACCAAAGAAAAUUAUAGGAAUUGAGAACAAAAAA